GUUUUCAAUGACCAACAAGUUCUAUGGAGCCUCAGCUAGAAAUUGGUCCACUUUAGAUUCAGUCGAGAUUAUACAAGAUGGAGAUAAAUCUGCUAAGUUUAAUGUUUCUGUCAUCUCUGCUCCUGCAGAGUAUUCAUUUCAUUGUCAGCUGGUGGGAACAGGCGAUCUCUAUCCUGCAAGGCUGAUUCCAUCCAACAACGAGGCAAAAAACUGGGAAGUUUUCAUUUCCAGGUUACAAAUUCAAGGAUUCAACAUUGAAAACAACCACUUUUCCUAUGCAAGUGACUGUACAGGUUUCUUCACUCCUGGAAUCUGGAUGGGCUUGGUGACAUCUGUAGUUUUACUGUGGAUCCUGGCCUAUGGAAUCCAUAUGAUCAUGCAGCUCACAACAAACAGCAGAUUUGAUGAUCCCAAAGGUCCAGCUUUGUCAGUUCCUCAGACAGAAUAGUCAUGGAUUGACUUAGUAUUGCUAUGGCUUUUCCUAAUCUGAUAUUUAUGAUUUUUAUAGCCUUUCUACUUCAUG
Merops nubicus (carmine bee-eater) is the source of this 523-nucleotide messenger RNA. Its product is annotated as V-type proton ATPase subunit S1-like. Gene Ontology annotation, cellular component: proton-transporting V-type ATPase complex. Lineage: Eukaryota; Metazoa; Chordata; Aves; Coraciiformes; Meropidae. The transcript has 2 exons. The record is from RefSeq and is a predicted model, not a curated record. The annotation marks the transcript as partial.